UUUGUUCAGACUGCAGAAUCUUCAUCUUCAACUCUUUGGACUGUUUGAACAAACUAAUGGACCAGUGUGAGGACGGAGAGGACGGAGUCACUCCCUCUAAAACCUAUCUGUGUGGGGGACAUGAGAGUCGGAGCAAAGCUCAGAGGAACCAACCUGGACCUGGACCUGGACCUGGACCUGGACCUGGACCCGGACCCGGACCCGGAUCUGGACCUGGACCUGAACUUGAACCCGGAUCUGAACCCAGCUGUGUGUCCUUGAAGAGCAACCUAUUAAAAGACUUGGUAAACUUCUUUGAAGGAGACCAACGCUCUGCUGUAAAGAGCAGUCAGCUUCAAACACAUGACGAUGUGACGUCUGAGGACCAGGAUGACUCCAGGGAAGUGAUGAUCUCCAGGAGUGACAGCUAUACUGUAAAAAGGUGGUUGAAGGCCACUUUGAAUAAUUUGGACUCCAGUGGGCUGAAGGACUUCAAGUGGUACCUGAAUAAUGCAGAUGAAUCAAAAGAUGGUUUCAAACCGAUCCCACUGGGUCCUCUGGAGCAUGCGGACGCGUUGGACACAGGAAACCUGAUGGUGCAACGGUACUCCUCAAGGACCAGAGAGGUGGCCGAGACGAUUUUAAAGAUGAUGAAAAGUGAUAAAGAAAAACCUGUUGUCCAGGACGAUCCAGUCUCUCCAGCUGGUGCAACAGAUAUGUUAAAGUCUAAGCUGAAGGAGAAGUACCAGCAUGUGUCUGAGGGGAUUGCUAAAGCAGGAGAGACAAUCCUUCUGGAGCAGAUCUACACGGAGCUCUACAUCACAGAGGGAGGGACCGGAGAGGUGAACGAUGAACAUGAAGUCAGACAGAUCGAAGCAGCUUCCAGGAAACCAGACGGAGCAGAAACAGCCGUCAGACAGGAAGACAUCUUUAAACCCCCACCUGGAAAAGAUAAACAGAUCAGAACAGUGAUGACGAAGGGAGUGGCCGGCAUCGGGAAAACAGUCCUAACACAGAAGUUCAGUCUGGACUGGGCUGAAGGCAGAACCCACCAGGACAUCCAGUUCCUGCUUCCAUUCACCUUCAGACAGCUGAAUGUGCUGAGAGAGGAGAAGUUUAGCUUGGUGGAAUUAGUUCAUCACUUCUUCUCUGAAACCAAAGGAAUCUGCAGCUUUGAAGACUUCCAGGUCGUGUUCAUCUUUGACGGUCUGGAUGAGAGUCGACUUCCUCUGGACUUCCACAACUCUACAAUCCUCAGUGACCCCAGAAGGUCCACCUCAGUGGACGUGCUGCUGACAAACCUCAUCAGGGGGAACCUGCUUCCUUCUGCUCGUCUCUGGAUCACCACACGACCCGCAGCAGCCAAUCAGAUCCCUCCUGAGUGUGUCUCCAUGGUGACAGAGGUCAGAGGGUUCACUGACCCACAGAAGGAAGAAUACUUCAGGAAGAGGUUCAGAGAAGAGGAGCAGACCAGCAGGAUCAUCUCCCACAUCAAGACAUCACGGAGCCUCCACAUCAUGUGCCACAUCCCAGUCUUCUGCUGGAUCACUGCUUCGGUCCUGGAGAACGUCCUGGAGAAUGUCCUGGAAACCAGAGAUGGAGGGGAGCUGCCCAAGACCCUGACUGAGAUGUACAUCCACUUCCUGGUGGUCCAGGCCAAACUGAAGAAGGUCAAGUUUGACGGAAGAGCUGGGACGGAUUCACACUGGAGUCCAGAGAGCAGGAAGAUGGUGGAGUCUCUGGGAAAACUGGCUUUUGAGCAGCUGCAGAAAGGAAACCUGAUCUUCUAUGAACCAGACCUGAGAGAGUGUGGCAUCGAUGUCAGAGAGGCUUCAGUGUACUCAGGAGUGUUCACCCAGAUAUUUAGAGAGGAGAGCAACCUGUACCAGGACCAGGUCUUCUGCUUCAUCCAUCUGAGUGUCCAGGAGUUUCUGGCUGCUCUUCAUGUCCAUCAGACCUUCAUCAAGUCUGGAGUCAACCUGCUGGAGGAACAAAGAAACACAAAGACUCAGCUCUAUCAGACAGCUGUGGACAAGGCCUUACAGAGUCCAAAUGGACACCUGGACUUGUUCCUCCGCUUCCUCCUGGGUCUUUCACUGGAAACCAAUCAGAACCUCCUACGAGGUCUGUUGGAACCAGAACAAAGAAGAUCACAGAACAAUCAGGAAACAGUUGAAUACAUCAAGAAGAAGAUCAGUAAGGAUCUGUCUGCAGAGAGAAGCAUCAACCUGUUCCACUGUCUGAAUGAACUGAACGAUGGUUCUCUGGUGGAGGAGGUCCAAGAGUCCCUGAGGUCAGGACGUCUCUCCACAGAUAAACUGUCUCCUGCUCAGUGGUCGGCUCUGGCCUUCAUCUUACUGUCAUCAGGAGAAGAUCUGGAGGAGUUCUACCUGAAGAAGUUCGGAGGUUCAGAGAAGGCUCUACGGAGGCUGCUGCCGGUGGUCAAAGCCUCCAAGAAAGCUCAGUUGGGUGGUUGUAACCUCUCAGGGAACGUCUGUCCACUUCUGUCCUCAGUUCUCAGCUCUCAGUCCUCCAGUCUGACAGAACUGGACCUGAGCCACAACCCCCUGCAGGAUUCAGGACUGAUGAAGCUGUGUCCUGGACUGGAGAGUCCACACUGUCACCUGGAGUCUCUCAGGUUGUGGAGCUGUGGUUUGUCAGAGAUCAGCUGUUCUUCUCUGGGCCCAGCUCUGAAGUCCAACCCCUCCCAUCUGAAACUUCUGGACCUGAGCAGCAACGAGAACCUGCAGGAUUCAGGAGUGAAACAUCUGUGUGGUUUCCUGGAGAGUCCAGACUGCAGACUGGAGAUUCUGAGGUUGUGGAGCUGUGGUUUGUCAGAGAUCAGCUGUUCUUCUCUGGGCCCAGCUCUGAAGUCCAACCCCUCCCAUCUGAAACUUCUGGACCUGAGUCUGAACAAGAACCUGCAGGAUUCAGGAGUGAAACAUCUGAGUGGAUUUCUGGAGAGUCCAGACUGCAGACUGGAGACUCUGAGGUUGUGGAGCUGUGGUUUGUCAGAGAUCAGCUGUUCUUCUCUGGGCCCAGCUCUGAAGUCCAACCCCUCCCAUCUGAAACGUCUGGACCUGGGUAACAACAACCUGCAGGAUCCAGGAGUGAAACAUCUGUGUGGUUUCCUGGAGAGUCCAGACUGCAGACUGGAGAUUCUGACGUUGAAGAGCUGCAGGUUGUCAUGGAUCAGCUGUUCUUCUCUGGUCUCAGCUCUGAAGUCCAACCCCUUCCAUCUGAUACUUCUGGACCUGAGAAACAACAACCUGCAGGCUGCAGAUGUGAAGCAGCUUUCUGAUCUGGUGGAGAGUCCAGACUACCAGCUGCAGGGUCUCAGUUGGGGAUGAUGAGAGUGUCCUGGACGGAUGAGUCAUGUCCUGAUGGUCCACAGAGUUGAAGCAGCACCAGUUUCUGUGGACAGACUCUGACUGGACCGUGAUGAUGACGAAGAUGAAGAUGUAUAUAGUUUCAGCUCAGUUUGUUUCUGUCUUCCAGCGUUUUACAAACUUCUCAGAUAUUCAUGUGUAGGAGCAAUUUAUUAUGUUGUGCAGGUAUUUGCUUUUCCACUUGGGUGCAGUAUGAUUUCAGUUCCUUUAUUUUACCCCAAGCCUUGCCCCAGCUGCUGUUGAUCAGAAGUGUUGAUUAGUUUGAGUUGAGUGGUGUUGGGAGACACACACAGUUUUUACACGGCAGCCAGAGAGACAAUAAAAACACUUUUUUUUGUUCUGUCAAUUUACCUUGUUGUUCCAAUAAACGGGAACCUCACCCAAAGAUAUUACUUUUGCAACCUUUCCUAUUUAUUCACUCUGGAGUCGAGUCAAGAACAAACCAUCCCAAACCACCAUCAGGUGGCAAGUUUUGUUUUUUGAGUAGUCACCACAUCAUGUAUUUCAUGUUCAGUCAAGCCUUUUAUAAUCAUUACGUUGUUAAAACACAGGAAAACAAAAUUAAAGGUAUU
Cololabis saira (Pacific saury) is the source of this 3940-nucleotide messenger RNA. Its product is annotated as NACHT, LRR and PYD domains-containing protein 3-like. The record is from RefSeq and is a predicted model, not a curated record. NCBI's taxonomy places the organism in Eukaryota, Metazoa, Chordata, Actinopteri, Beloniformes, Belonidae. Gene Ontology annotation, molecular function: protein binding. The transcript is spliced from 13 exons. Bases 57 to 3329 code for a protein of 1090 amino acids.